GUAAAAUAAAUAUUAUAGUUUGAUACUCAUCAAAAUUAGUUGAGCUGCUCAUUGUCAAAUAAAAUGGCGGAAUGUAUUUUUGCAAAUAUUCCAAAAUAUAUUUUUGAAAAGCAAAAAUGACGUGUUUAUAUCCUGAAAAGACAUCAUAUUUAAACUCCAUGGUAUACCUUGAACCUGAAAGAAUCGUUUCUGUGAAUUUCAACUCGGGUGCAGCAUAGAGUAAUGAAAGAAGACGUUUGUUUACAGUUGUCAUGUUCAAAAGAUUUUGAAUUUUUUUUCCAAAGCUGUAACUUACUUUUAUGACUGUGUCAUUUAUUUGGACCAUGUUUCCACAAAAUAUCUGAUGAAUUUCUACGGCUGGCUCAAAAUCAACAACUACUAAAAUGUUUAAAAAUGAGUUUCAGGGUGGGGCCUUCUUUGAAAUAUUCAGCGCUCAAGGGAAGGACCCAACUGCAAACUGGAAAUUGAGCGGAGGUCAUGGGAUCAGGAAGAUCUAUGAUAAAGAAGUGAAGAGCUUUGUUUACACAAUCGAAGGAAGCAGUCAUUCUACGAAAAUGCAACUGCCCAAAGAUCCAAAACAAUCUUUGACACUUGUCCAGCGCUAUGUGGUCAUACAAAUCAAUGUGCAGAAAGGAACUGAUGUCACUAUUGAACUUGGAGUAUCUGAUUUGGGAAAUAACAAAAGAAGACUACAUUUCUCCACAUCCCUCAAGGAGAAUAGUUGCACACCCUUACAUGCCAAAGUACCACUGACCAUACUAAAGAGAUCUGUGUGGGUGAACUUGUGUUUUGACAUGGUUUCACUGGUGGGAGAGAUGUGGCGUGGCCAAACAUACAAGUCAACUGAGAGUAUCAUUGUGUCUGCUAACUGCAGGAUACGUAGACUGUUCACUAUGAAGUAUCAGCCGCCAGAUAGCACUGAUGAUGAUGACAUCUAUAGUUGCCCUAACACAAACAAUACAGAGCUGGACUCUAUACCAAGACAGUGCCAGAUAGCACAGGAUGUAGCACAGUUUAUUCAGGUGAUCAAUAUGACAAAGAUCCGUUGCGUAGAGUGGGUUCUCAGUGGUAGGGACCCUAACACAAGGCCUGUAUCUUCUACUGAUGUAGAUUUAAAUGCGAGUGGACGAAGGUCAGAGGCAGAUGCUUACCAUAUUGCAUUCGGGAGUAAAGUAGCAUCUAAAGCGCCACCUAGUGCCCAGAGAAAAACAGGAUCAGCUGGGGGCAAAGAUGGAGGUCAAACCAGUAGAACCAGUAGAUCAUCACAUUCCAGGAACAAACUUGAAGAUGGCCAUAAGGUCGAUAAGUUGGUGCUACAGACCAGUAGGGGGCGGGAAAGGAUGCCAUCUGACCCAGGGACCAACAUUGAGGAUGACCCUGAAACUACUGUUGAUAAAAGUACAUUACGUGAAAGCAGAACAUGGAGCUCAGGGGUAAUAGACGUCAAUGAUGAGACCCCCUUUAAGAAGCCUCAUCCCCCAGCCAGGCAGCGAUCGUCAGACCAGAAAGCACGGAGACGUCCUCGGGUUCGAAGUGGCGAUCAACGGCAACGAAGUGGAAACUCAAGUGAGCGAGAAACAGAUUCAAGUAUUCCAAGCCCUCAGAAGUUAAAAACUCCAGAGAAUUCCCCGCUCAGAAGAGCUGCUUCUAAAGAAAUGGUAGAAAUGUCUCCUCCCAGGCGACUUCCAUCUCUCGAUCGUAAAGAUAAAAAUUCUUUACGGAAAAAUUCAAUGGAACUUGGCCCAGAGUUCAAAUCCCCAGCAAGACAUUCAUUGAGCUUUGACCAGAAAGAGUUCAGCAGUAAAGACAAUGCUGUGCUUUCAUUGGCUGAGCUUCGAUCUCAAAGGUCAAGAUCACCAGAACAUUUAAAACCAGGGUCACAAUCUCUUUCAUUAAACCAAACAAAACCAGAAAAACUAAAAAGUGAACAUUCCAAAAACAAUAAUACAGAGAAAUCUCUGAAUACAAGAGACAAUGUAAACAAAACCGACACAAACUCAAAAACAGACUCAGAAAUCCAAGAUGGCGGCAAUCCCGAUGAGUCAAUUAGUGAUGUAAUUCAAGCAUUGAAAAAUAAGAUUGACCUUGAUUAUGAUGAUCUCGACAUUCCAGAGGAUGAUGGGGACCUGUCAUUUGAAAGUGAAGAUGAAAUGGAUGAGAACAUCUACACAUUCUCAUCUCCUCCUAAACCUGCUCAUAAGAGUGUAAGAGAAAGUCCAGCAUUUAGAGAUGAUCUUGAUGUCACUCAGGAUGAUGAACCAUCUCUCAGUAAAUCCAACACAGCCAGGAGGAACCUGAAACUCGACCGCGGUGCCAAACUCGAGAGUGACUUCAUUCACAGUAGCAAUAGCAGUACUGAGGAUGAUCCACACACUAAAAUACUUAAAAACAGUCCUAGUCCAAGACCUCCGAGUACGGGGAGUCCCCGCCCUAAUAGUGGAGGUCGGAGAUCUCGACCUACUAGCGCACGUGGUGUGAAAAGCAUUCCAUCUAUAGCCACUCAUAGCUCAAGCCCCAGGGACACAACCACUAGUAACUCAAACAUACCGGGACCUCAUGUGUCAAACAAUGAACCGACUAUAAGCAAUGCAAUAAAGAGUUUGGACUCUGAUAAAAACAGUCUGAAUAUCUCAGAUCAAUCUGAUGGUAAUUUGAAUUCGUCGUUAUCCAGUCCGAGGACUAGUAACUCCAGGAUGAGUAUCAGUAGGAGGUCAGUGCGGGAGUUGAAACCGGACGAUAUUCAACUGAGGAAAUCUUUGGAACAGGCCAAACCAUAUGAUUCGUCCAAGUACAAAUCUGCGGGAAUGGAUACUCGAGGGAUGGAGGAUUCAUUUGAGGCGGCAAUGUUGGCAAGUCUCGCACGUGAGGCAUUAGAGGAAGAAUCGCUGGAUGAAAAUGAGGGUGAAAGUGCAGGAUCAACCAAUCAGGGAGACAAACCAAACCUUUCUAAACAUAGAUAUGGCGAUGAUUCUAUGAGUGAUUCUAGCGAGGAUGAUACUUCAUUUUGUACGGAACGUGGCCAGGUGCCUGCAAUGAAGGCUCAUUACCAGGAUGAAAUGAGAAUGCCCUCUUCAAGAUUAAGUGCUGGAGACCCCUUAGCCUCAUCAAAUCCACGAGAUUAUGCCAAUAUUUUUAGUCCCCCUAUAGUAUUACCCAGUGAGCUGGAAAAACAGAAUUUAAAGAAUAAACAUGAGUUAUCACCGAAAAAUAAACUGAUCUCACCAAGAAAACAAAAAUCACCAUCAGAUGGGAGGAUGAGACAUAGAUUGAAUAGCCAUUCAGACAAGGAGCAUGAAACUGAUGGAGAGGAAGAGUUAGAUUUGUUGUACGAUCCUUGUCUUAACUGCUACUUUGAUCCGAGGACCAAUAAAUAUUAUGAACUGUGCUAGAAGGUUUUUGAAAAAAUGGCAAAUUGAACUAUGGUGAAACAUGUAAAGUAGAACAC
Messenger RNA from Owenia fusiformis, 3445 nucleotides. The record is from the annotation of a GenBank genome assembly. Lineage: Eukaryota; Metazoa; Annelida; Polychaeta; Sabellida; Oweniidae.